This is a messenger RNA of Sturnus vulgaris (Common starling), 1347 nucleotides long. Its product is annotated as ras-related protein Rab-11A-like. NCBI's taxonomy places the organism in Eukaryota, Metazoa, Chordata, Aves, Passeriformes, Sturnidae. The record is from RefSeq and is a predicted model, not a curated record. Gene Ontology annotation, molecular function: GTPase activity; GTP binding.
AAGGCCCGGAAAUCCCAGUUGGCCCAGUGAGAGUGGGGCUGUGGUGCUGGGCGAGAUGCGGGGCAAGGACGAUGAGUACGAUUAUCUCUUCAAAGUUGUACUCAUUGGGGACUCGGGGGUGGGGAAGAGCAACCUCCUCUCACGCUUCACCCGCAAUGAGUUCAACCUGGAGAGCAAGAGCACCAUCGGGGUGGAGUUUGCCACGAGGAGCAUCCAGGUGGACAACAAGACAGUGAAGGCUCAGAUCUGGGACACGGCCGGGCAGGAGCGGUACCGGGCCAUCACCUCAGCGUACUACCGGGGGGCAGUGGGAGCUCUGCUCGUCUAUGACAUCGCCAAGUACCUGACGUAUGAGAAUGCAGAGCGCUGGCUGAAGGAGCUGCAGGACCACGCUGAUGCCAACAUUGUCAUCAUGCUGGUGGGCAACAAGAGUGACCUGCGGCACCUGCGGGCUGUGCCCACCGAUGAGGCCAGGAGCUUCGCAGAGAAGAACGGGCUGUCCUUCCUUGAGACAUCUGCUCUGGACUCCACCAAUGUGGAGACAGCUUUCCACAACAUCCUCUCAGAGAUCUACCGCAUCGUGUCCCAGAGGCAGAUCACGGGCCAGCCAGAGUCCGAGUUUGGCCCCUCCAGCACCAUCGAGCCCAUCCGGGUGCUGCCCACGCAGCAGGAGGGCCGGCAGGCACCCUGCUGCCAGAACAUCUGAGCCCUGGGGUGCCCCCACUUUGACCCCCCACCACCCAGCACUUGGUGGCAUCAUGUCUCACCCUCUACCUCUGCCCACCACAGCUCCCCGAGCAGGGCAGGCUGGUGGCUGCUUUUGUGUGCACCAUCAUCCUGCUCGUGUGCUGCUCCAUGUGUUUAUGAAGGACCAACAAAAACAGAGGGGGGAGCCAAAGGAUCAGGGUGUCUCCCCUCUCUCCCCAAGGUUGGGAGCAUGCCAUCCCCUGUGUCCCUGCUCCCUUUAGCCCUGCAGGCACAGUCACUGGGUGACUGGGUGGCACUGAACAAGCCCAAACAUGGAGAGUCCCUGUUUGGUGACGCCCUGUGUGCAGCCCUGUGGGAUGGGUGUGGAGGGGGACACCACUGGGUGCAUCCUUCUCCCGCCUGGUGAAACCCGCAGUGAUGUGGCCAAUUGUGCCCAGCCCUGUCCCUGCAGCACCGAGAGCUGGGAGUGCCUGUGGGUGCUGCUGGGGCCAUCCGGGGUGGGGUGUGGGGGUGAUGCUGCUCUUGUGUUGUGACCCCCACCCUGUGGCAUGACCCCAGCAAAGGGAAAAGCUGUGACUCUUCCAUGGAAAGAGAUGGGAGCAGGGCCUGGGCGACCUUGUCCUUUGGGAAGCCCUGAGG